Molecule: messenger RNA, 339 nt
Organism: Cavia porcellus (domestic guinea pig)
Lineage: Eukaryota; Metazoa; Chordata; Mammalia; Rodentia; Caviidae
Gene: Tceal7
Product: transcription elongation factor A like 7
Source: RefSeq, a predicted model, not a curated record
AUGGUACAAAGAGUGGCACGGAAAACAGGAAACAGCAAUACCAUCCAAAACUUCUGCAAAGAAAAUGAAGGAAAACCUAAGUGUAGCCUGCCAAAGUGGGAGAAAGAGUGCCUGUAUGGAAAAUUUGAAUGCCAACAAAAGGAAAGGAAUUUUAAGAGGCUGCUUCAGUCUCCAGAAAAAUUUAAAGAGGACAUAGACGUUAGGCAUUUUAAGAAUGAAGAAAUAGCAAGAGAGGGACAUGAGAUGGAAAGGUGUUUGGAAGAGAUAAGGGGUUUGAGAAAAAUUAGGACUCUUCCUUGUAACUAUAGGCAUUCUCAGGACUGACCUUAUCCUAUUUAA